Messenger RNA from Mucor velutinosus, 756 nucleotides. It is a transcript of the gene RAB2A, whose product is annotated as Ras- protein Rab-2A. The record is from RefSeq and is a predicted model, not a curated record. Gene Ontology annotation, cellular component: intracellular membrane-bounded organelle. The transcript is spliced from 4 exons. Gene Ontology annotation, biological process: D-ribose metabolic process; pentose-phosphate shunt, non-oxidative branch. Gene Ontology annotation, molecular function: ribose-5-phosphate isomerase activity. The coding region runs from base 1 to 756 and encodes 251 amino acids. Lineage: Eukaryota; Fungi; Mucoromycota; Mucoromycetes; Mucorales; Mucoraceae.
AUGUCUGCAAGCAUUCGAAUCCUACAUCGCCAGCUUUCAACACAGUCUGCAGAAAGAGGCAAACAGUGGGCUGGCUAUUCAGCAAUGAAACAUCUGAUUCAAUCUAAACCCUCCGUCAUUGGUAUUGGCUCAGGAAGCACGAUAGUGUAUGCCAUAGAGUAUUUGAAGCAACACCCGUUUUCAAGUGAUGUUGUCUGUAUACCCACCAGCUUUCAGACGCGGCAACUCAUUCUGCAAAACAACUUGAGACUGGGAUCACUGGAUAAUUAUCCUGUCGUCGAUAUGACAAUUGAUGGUGCUGAUGAGAUUGAUCGAGAAUUGAAUGCCAUCAAAGGAGGAGGAGCCUGUCUAUUCCAAGAAAGAUUGGUAGCGCAAGCAUCCGAUAGAUUCAUCCUUGUUGCAGACGACAGAAAGAGAUCAGAUCAGUUAGGGACAAAAUGGACCAAAGGUGUUCCUGUGGAAGUGAUACCGAUGGCAUUUACAACUGUUCAAUAUCAAGUCGAGCGAAUGUUUCCGACUGCAUCGAUAAAGCUGAGGAUGGCAACACCUACAGAUAAAGCUGGUCCUGUUGUAACAGAUAAUGGAAAUAUGAUUUUGGAUUGUCACUUUGGACCUAUUUCAGAUCCUGAAUCACUGUACAAGGAGAUUAAAUGCUUAACUGGUGUUUUAGACGUGGGCUUGUUCUGCAAGAUGGCAGAGAGGGCCUUCAUAGGCGAUAACAAAGAGGAUAAAGGGGAGGUGAUUACGCUGAGCUAG